This is a messenger RNA of Apis florea (little honeybee), 2813 nucleotides long. RefSeq names its product rab11 family-interacting protein nuf (gene nuf). Gene Ontology annotation, cellular component: endocytic vesicle; midbody; cleavage furrow. The record is from RefSeq and is a predicted model, not a curated record. Gene Ontology annotation, biological process: regulation of cytokinesis; endocytic recycling. NCBI's taxonomy places the organism in Eukaryota, Metazoa, Arthropoda, Insecta, Hymenoptera, Apidae.
GUGCGGGUGUACCUGUCUGUGUCAAAGAUAUUUAUUGUGUGUAUUUUUUGUGGAUCUAUUACUUGAUUAAGUUUAGUGUAUACAGGUGUUUACUUCAGGUGACAGAAAGGUGCAUCUGCCUCGGAUUUUCAAUUUUUCUUAACGAUCGGUUCUACUAGUGAAGUAUUCAAUAAUCGAAAGACCUUGGACAUCUCUCAGUUCUCGUUAUUCAUCGAGCUUCGGCUCCAAUCUGGCCGAUAACGAAGGAUGGUAAGCUCCCGUUCGCCUGGUGUAAAUGUUUCACCAACUAAUAGCGUGGGUACAUCACGUGUCGUCGUGUCUGACAGUGACGUAGCUCGUGAUGGUGACGCCAUCUUACCGAGCACCCGCCAAUCAUAUCGUGUGGAGAACGAGGGUGGUCAUGUAAACGGAGCUCCUGGUGCUGUCGAAUGGAGCCAAAGUGGUCCGCUUUCUAUGUCGGUAGACUUGCAUAAUCUGGUCAAUCCGAAUCUUCAAGACUCUGGGCAUUAUUCCGCUAGUCCCGAACACGUUGAUGCCAUCGCAUCAUCUUGUAACAUUAAAUCUAAUAAAUCGAAUAAUCACGAAGAAGAGGAAAGCUACGAAGCAUUUGGAUCUGUCGAAGGUGACGCUGAUGACGGGGUGGAAUCGCCGGGUGGUAGCAGUUCUGCACCUUCACCCACAAGUACUAGUUCUUUCAAAAACCCAAGAAGCCCCAAUUCAACUAUAAGAAGACAUUCUUAUCUACGGACAUCACUUAGGCGAACACCGCCUUGUUCCGGAAGGAAGAGACUUAGUUCCAAUGCAUUAGCAAGUCAACUUUAUCGAAGUGGGAGCUUCAAUAGUUCUGGUAUAAGCUCCAACUGUGAUCCCGCGGACGAUAUGUACAGCGAUGUCUCUCUCGAGGAUGAUGUCAUUGAUCUCAAUCAUAAAGUUCAAAUGAUUCAAGAACAAAUGCAUGCUUUUCAAUCGGUCGGAGAAGAACGAUAUGUUAGAGCAAAACAAGAAAAUGCUACGUUACAGGCAAGAAUAUUAAUGUUAGAAGAAGCUGCCAAAGAUGCUGAAACUAGAGCCGAAGAAAGACUUCAAGCGGAACAACGAAGACAUAGAGAUUGGGCAAGUCGUUUAGAACGCGAACGUCAAUUACAACUAGAAAAUUAUGCUAUCAAAUUGCAAGCAAUAGAAUUAGAAGAAACUAGUUUAAGAGACGAAAUAGCAAGGUUACGCGAGCAACUCGAAAAAGUUAAAAUAGAGAAAAAUCGAUUAGAAAACGAUCUCGAAGAAGCUAGAAGAGAAAUAGAUAGCGUUCGUGAAAAUGAACGACAAGCAAUAAGUCGAGCUAACGAAGCUCAUUAUCAACUUAAAGCUGUUAAAGAAGAACUGACUAUGAAAAUUGAGGAUCAACAAAAAAUAGAAGAAUUAAUACAACAAGUAGCACAACUUCAAGCUUGUAAUAAAAGUUUAGAAGAAUCACGAGAUGAAUUACAAGCUGCAGCGGCUCUGCAGGCAGGCCGUGAACUUUUAAUGUUAAAUCCUUGUAAUAAUUCUGUUGAAAAAGGACCUAGUCUUGCUGUAGAAUUACUGGCUGGCAUGAAUCAAGAUCAGAUAGACAGUCAACUUUCUGGAGAUAAUGGUGAACCUUGUAAUAUAUCUGAAAUAAAACAAGCUUUAAAGGAGCAACAAGAAGUCAAUACACAAUUAAGAGCAUACAUUGAUGGAAUUUUAUUAAACAUAGUUGAAAAUUACCCCCAGUUGUUAGAAGUGAAACAAACUCAUUGAACUAUUAUAUAAAUAGUUAUUAAAUUUAAUGUUAAUUGUUCCAGGCAGUUGUACAUUACUUUGUUGAAAUUCUUAAUUAUUUAUAAAUUUAUAUAAACAAUUUUCGUAGCUUUACACAAGUACCAUAUUAUAGGAAAGCAAUUUCCGUCCAUGUGAACUUAAAAUUUUACUGUAUUAUGAUAGAUAAUAUAUAGUAAAAAUUUUCACUGCCAAAAUUAUUACUUCGGUUACAUUUAAUACUAAUAAUAAUUUUUGGUAUAUUUUUAAUAUUAAAGGCAGUGAAUUAAUAAAAUAAUUAAAAUGAAUUGUAUAUCGUUCGAAUUUUAAAAUUCGAGGCCUUAAAAUGUUGCCUUUAUAAUAAUGGUAAAAAAUUGUUCUUACUGAUAGAGGAUGAGAAAUAGUAAAUAUGUAAUGAUGUAUUAUUUAUUACACGUAAAAUCACUAAUAUUUCUUCUUUUAAGAAAAUUAAUGAAAAAUAGUUAAAAAUUUUUAGUAAAUAUCAAAAUGUAUAAUUGCAUUUUGGUAUUAUAAAAAUUUAUUUUAACAAAAGUACCUAUAAAUAAAAUUUAAUAUUAAAUAUUUUCACUUAAUAGUUUACAGUAUACUUUAAAAAUUAAUGAAUGAUGUUAAUGAGAGUGUAAUUAAAUAAUUAUAUUUUAUCAUCUCUUUCUCUUUCUCCCUCUCUCUUUACAGUUUCAAUCUAUUUAUAAAUUUCAUAAAUUUUUUAAAAAUCAAAGAUGAUUUUAAUGAUAUAUAUGUUAAGAAAUUUCUGAAUAAACUAUUGUUGAAUUAUUGAAAUUUUGAAUAUUUAAAAAUUGUUAUUGUCAAUUUUGUAAUAUCAAUGUGAUUAAUAUUGAUUUUUUUAUAUUGUAAUGAAGAGAGAAAAAGAAAAAAAUGAUUGUUUAUGUAAUAGUUUUUAUAAUCAUUAUUAAAAAAAUAAAACAAAUUAGGUACUAAUCAAAUUUAGUUAUUUUGUACAUAAUUGUUAAACACAUUUUUACAUGAAAUGAUAUAAUAAAAAAAUAAAUUUGAAACAA